AUGAUAGAAGCAGCCCCGAAUUCCUGCACUCAACUAGAAGCCGAAGGCGAAUCAUUCAAGAGAUCAAUCGACAAAUUCAUCCUAAAACCGGAACGACGGAAACAACACAGACAGUCUAGUCAACUUCUACAUACUAAUAACAAUCAUUCAAACGACAAUCAACCGUUAUCUACUACAGAUAUGGAGAAUUUGAUUGUCACAUCAACUCCUGCUAUUCCUUCUGAUUCUUCAGACAAUCAAUCCAUGUAUGCGUAUGAAAGAAUGCUGUUAACCACGGACAUUAUACAUAAACGAGCGCACAGCAACAUCUACAAUAACACCAAUAUGCUGCCCGCACAACGACCCUCAUUGCCCCCGCAUUCAUACAGCGAACCCAACUGCCAGUCGAGAUACUCCGGCUCUGAUGCUAUCAAUAAAGAAAAUUUCUGUUCACCGUCAAAUCAUCUGUUUCCUCACUCAUAUCCAAAUCCAUCUGUUGCCGUUGAAUCAUCCACUCCCGGUAUACAACAACAAGCUAGCACACCAAUAGAGCAUUCUGAUUGUUCUCAACAGCGACAGCAAUUGUCAAGUCUCGCCCGAUUGAAAACUAAUUUCUCAUCAGAUCAAUCGCAAUCGGUCCAAUUGAAAAAAUCACAGCAUCAGAAAGUGGCAUCUGACGAAGAUGCACUGGCUACAUUACCCAGUCCAGCUACUUCAGUCGUAGAUUUGCCGACCACUCACCAUAUUCGGCACGUGCGGAAGCAGACAUCAACGGAGAAUAACGCGCACUAUCCACAUCACUUGGCUUCGUCUCGCACGCAUUCAUCACCAUUGAGCGAGCAACUUUUUAGCAAUAGUGGCAACCACUACAACCAUGUCAAUAACGAUUUGACACAUAUUGCUCUUGCUAAUCGAUUGGCUCGUUAUAAUUUGCCGAGUAACACUGAGAUGAUUGGUCGCUUUGCCAUAACCAAAGGCAAAAUUGGUGAAGGAUCGUUCUCGCAAGUACAGUUGGCACUCGAUUUGGCAAAUGGAGAAGAAGUAGCUAUAAAGAUGACAUCAACGAAGGGGAUGCAAGACAAUGACCCUCUGCGAGUAUGCGUGCAGCGCGAAAUAGAGAUUUUGAGAUCCAUCGAUUAUCCAUCUAUAGUCAAAUUGAUUGACACAGUCGACACACCAACUCACGUCUGCUUGAUUAUGGAGUAUGUUCCGGGUGGAGAGUUAUUCGAAUAUGUGGCCGAUUAUUAUGAUCAGACGGACGAAAAUGACGCUCGUCGUAUAUUCGUUCAGUUGUUGGACGUUGUCUCCUACCUUCACAACAAUAACAUUGUUCAUCGAGACCUAAAAUUGGAAAACAUUCUUCUCGAUCGUAAGACGCCAUCUCCGGAUGGACCGAAAAUAAAACUUACCGAUUUUGGACUAGCCCGGUUCAUAGACCCGGCAUGUCCGCAUCUAACUACUAGAUGCGGAUCGGAAGAAUAUGCUGCGCCGGAGAUUAUCAUGGCAAAACCGUAUGACGGGAGACAGACGGAUAUGUGGGCAUUGGGUAUUGUGUUGUAUGCUUUACUUGUUGGUUAUCUGCCGUUUAACCUGGAGCGAGGGCAGACGAGAGGGCACUUCUUUGGGAAGAUAGCGCGUGCCGACUACAAAUUUCCGUCCGAUAAAGAAGCAGGAAGGAGAGGAAAUAUUAGUCGAAAUGCAAAAGAUUUAGUAAAUAGGUUAUUACAACCUAAUCCGCAAAGGAGAGCGACGCUUGAAAAUGUUAGGCAGCAUGUAUGGUUAACGGAAUUCGUUGACUUGGAAUGA
Molecule: messenger RNA, 1785 nt
Organism: Paraglomus occultum
Lineage: Eukaryota; Fungi; Glomeromycota; Glomeromycetes; Paraglomerales; Paraglomeraceae
Source: the annotation of a GenBank genome assembly